AUGGCAGGAAGCGGUUGUAUAAGUUCAAAUAAGGACCUUUUGAAAUCGGAGCGUCAUACCUCUCUAUUCGACAACAUAAGCAAUAUACUCCACAAUAUUGAUCAAAUAUUGAAGACAACUCACAGAAAAACAGGUUGGGCUUACCUGAUUUUGAGGCUACGGGUAGGGAGCAGGAUCAACAGGUCAAACCAUAGUUUCGAUAGGCAGAUGAGGAGUGGCACCAAUCUACGAGACGGCGGGAAAUCGGAGGUGGACCGGUGUUGGAAAGCUCCUUAUGGAGGAUUAUCAAUUGGUGUUGUAUCUGCUUUAUGUCUCAAAAGCUUCUCCUUCACCAUUCCAGCCUUCCCAUUCUGGUUUCCUCCUUCAAUUUCAAAACUAUCCUUGCCGCCGCAGCCGCAGCCACCAGCACGACCAUUAUCACCACCGCCGCCUGGUCCUCCGACACCCAUCAUGCAUAAUAUGACCGACGAAGAGCUGUUGAAGAAAUCAUCAAUGGUUCCACAAAGUCAAGAGUUGCUUGUUCCCAAAGUGGCGUUCAUGUUCUUGACACCAGGGCCACUGCCUCUGGCUCCUUUAUGGGACAAGUUUUUUCAAAGUCAUGAAGGACUCUACUCCAUUUACGUACACUCUCAUCCUUCUUACAAUGAUUCAACGCCUGAAAAUUCUGUUUUUUAUGGCAGAAGAAUCCCAAGCCAGCCUGUGUAUUGGGGAACGAUAUCAAUGAUCGAUGCUGAAAGAAGGCUAUUAGCUAAUGCCCUGCUUGACGUCUCCAAUCAAAGAUUUGUAUUACUUUCUGAUUCAUGCAUUCCACUCUUCAACUUCACUACAAUCUACAAGUACCUGACAGAAACAAACCUAAGCUUUCUAGGUUCAUUCGACGAUCCUAGAAAACCGGGUCGAGGUCGAUACAACCGCCAAAUGUGGCCAACGAUUACCAUCGAGCAGUGGCGGAAAGGCUCCCAAUGGUUCGAGAUCCAUCGUGAUCUCGCUGUUAAAAUUGUAUCUGACCAAAAAUAUUACCAAGUUUUUCAUGAGCAUUGCCUUCCACCUUGUUACAAUGAUGAGCAUUAUCUGCCAACUUUGGUGAACAUUCUUUAUCCGGAAAUGAACUGGAAUAGGAGUAUAACAUGGGUUGAUUGGUCAAGGGGUGGACCUCAUCCUAGGAAAUUUGGAUGGAUUGACAUAAAAGUUGAAUUAUUUGAUCAAAUUCGGUUUGGAACCGAAUGUAUGACGAAGCCGAUAGCGGGUAGGGUCAAACUUAAUGUAGAUGGCUGUAGCUUCGAGAACCCUGGUCCAUCUGAUUGUAGGGGUGUUAUUAGGGAUGAGUUUGGGAAAGUUAUGGCUGGUUUUACAUCUCAAUUAGGGGAGGCUACUAAUACAGAAGCAGAGUUGAGGGCUAUUAUUGAAGGUUUGAAGUUAUUUGUGGAGGAGACGUCGUGGUACAACGAUAUUGUUCUGGGCUCACUCUUGCCGGAGAAAUGGUGGGUCCCACUCCCUCACUUCUUCAGGGGAUGGCUCCGAAACUUCAUCGGAGGGACCUUGCUCUACUUGCUUUCUGGGGUUUUGUGGUGUUUUUAUAUCUACUACUUGAAGCGUAAUGUCUAUGUUCCAAAAGAUGCCAUUCCUACGAGAAAAGCAAUGCUUUUGCAGAUAGGGGUUGCCAUGAAAGCUAUGCCAUGGUACUGUGCCUUUCCAACAAUUUCAGAAUACAUGAUUGAACAUGGAUGGACAAAAUGUUUUUCAAGGAUAAGCGAUGUUGGCUGUGUUGCCUACCUUUUCUAUUUGACUGUUUAUCUUGUGUUCGUGGAAUUCGGGAUAUACUGGAUGCAUAGGGAGUUACAUGACAUAAAACCUCUCUAUAAGUAUCUCCAUGCCACACAUCACAUCUACAACAAGCAAAAUACACUUUCUCCUUUUGCUGGUUUGGCCUUCCAUCCUCUGGAUGGGAUAUUGCAGGCAGUACCACACGUUAUAGCUCUUUUUAUAGUGCCAAUGCAUUUCACAACACACAUAGCCCUUCUAUUCAUUGAGGGCAUAUGGACUGCAAACAUUCAUGACUGCAUACACGGCAAGUUAUGGCCUGUAAUGGGUGCUGGUUAUCAUACCAUACACCACACCACAUAUCGUCACAACUAUGGCCACUACACAAUAUGGAUGGACUGGAUGUUCGGAACUCUUCGCGACCCCCUCGAUGAGGCCAAGAAGAUAUAA
Messenger RNA from Fraxinus pennsylvanica, 2211 nucleotides. The record is from the annotation of a GenBank genome assembly. Lineage: Eukaryota; Viridiplantae; Streptophyta; Magnoliopsida; Lamiales; Oleaceae.